Galendromus occidentalis (western predatory mite) is the source of this 4368-nucleotide messenger RNA. RefSeq lists its product as uncharacterized. The annotation marks the transcript as partial. Gene Ontology annotation, biological process: DNA integration. The transcript has 2 exons. Lineage: Eukaryota; Metazoa; Arthropoda; Arachnida; Mesostigmata; Phytoseiidae. The record is from RefSeq and is a predicted model, not a curated record. Gene Ontology annotation, molecular function: nucleic acid binding.
AUGGCUAAGAAGACUCAAGACAGACAGGAGUAUCAGGAUGCCUCGGAAAGUAUAGACGAGCAUGAACCCGAUGAUUUACAGCAGAUCAUCAUGGCAUUGAAGCUGUUGACGGAGCGAGUCAAGGGCAGGCGGCCAGGACCGUUUCGCGUGGUGCAAGGAGCCGACAAUAGCGAGGCAUGGAAAGAUUUCAAAGAAGCCUUCGACGACUACGCUUUCGUCGAGGAACUCUUCAGAGAAUGUCCAAAAAAGCAGAUAGCGAUCUUCAGAGCAUGCUUUGGUGAUCACAAUCGGCAACUCUUGCGGAGCUUGAACCUGGGAGAAAUUCAAGCAAACGACAGCAGUGUCGCCGCCGACACCCCGUGCGAAACACUGAGCAGAAUGAUCAGCAAGCUAGAUGAAAUGUUCGCACCGCACGAGAACAUAUAUUUUCGCCGACACCAAUUCACGAAACUCAAGCAAGGUGAAGGCGAAUCCGUUGCCGAUUUCGUGAGUCGAGUCAUGAAAGCGGUCAAAUUAUGCAAAUUCGCUUCUGAUCCGGAAAUUAUCACCAACCAGCUAAUCAGCGGCACCAGCCUCGAAGCUGCCCGAAGAAUCAUAUUCGAAGCGGAUGUCAACAAAGAAUGGACUAUCGAGAAAGUUGUCGCAACGAUGAAACAGACAGAGGCCAACAAAGAGCACUUACCAACAUUCCGGAGCGCGGAAUCAGGAAGUGGAGACCAGAUUCAACAGUUAUUAAGCAGAAGCUUCGAAAACAAAUCGAGAUAUCCGCAUCGAAAGCAACCCCCUGAGCAUCGGAGGCGUGAAGCUCCGCAACCGGCGUCCAUCAGACGGACUUGCGCUUUCUGCGGCAGUCAACACCCUCCGCGGAAGUGCCCGGCGUACGGACACCGAUGUCAAAAAUGCAAAAAAGCGAACCACUUCGAAUUGGUCUGCAGAUCGGGCAGAUCCCCACAGCAGCUACAUCUCCUCGAAGAAGAAACGGACCUCGGAAAUAACUUCGAAUAUCCCAUCGAAAUCGAAGACUACAACACAGAUCACGACAUUUUCGCCAUCAAGAACAAAAACGCGAAAGGAAACAAAUUUUUCGCGUCGUUAAAAUUGUCAAAUGGCACUCAACUCCGAGUUCAAGUCGACUCUGGAGCGACGAUCUCUGCGAUGAGUUUCGAGAACUACGAAAAAAUCCUAGAAUCGAACGGAGUUGAGGCAACUCUAGACAAAAGGCAAGCAACAUCUCUGAAAGUGUACAACAAUAUGUACGAAGCAUCAAUGGGAAAAUUCAUUUUAAGCUGCGAGUUCGAUGGGCGUAAAUAUCGAGUUCCAUUCCAUGUGAUUGAAAACAAGGUCGACACAGUGCUCUCCGGAGUUUCGGCAGUCAAGAUGAAUAUCAUCAAAUUUCAUCGAGGCGUCCAGUCUGCAUUCAAGAUCGACACGGUGAAAUCAGCGAAAGAAAGACUGCUGGAAGAAUACGGAGACGUAUUUGAAGGACUCGGACGCAUAGAACCACCGGUCAGAAUUGAAAUCGAUCCCACGGCAAGACCAGUUCAAGCCGCCCCGAGAAGACCGGCGGUGGCUACAAGAGAAGCUUUUGUGAAGCGCAUCAAGCUCAUGGAAAGAGACGGCAUCAUUAAAAAAGUUGAUCAUACCACGGACUGGAUCUCAAACGCUGUAGUUGUGUCUAAGUCAGACGGCAGCGUGAGAGUGACAUUAGAUCCGGCGGAACUCAACAAGGCCAUCAGGCGGCCGCGAUACUCGAUGCCAACCUUAGAAGAUCAUCUCCCAAUGCUGUCCCGUGCCAAAUGGUUCACAAUAUGCGAUGCCAAAGACGGAUUCUUUCAACUCCCACUUCACGAAGAAUGCACCGACCUGACGACCUUCUGGACCCCUAUCGGUCGGUACAAAUACCUUCGCAUGCCGCAAGGAAUUUCCUCGGCGCCGGAGGAAUAUCAGCAAAGACAGGUAGCGGCGUAUGAUGGCCUCAAAGGCUGUCUGGUCGUUGCAGAUGACACCUUGGUUUAUGGUGUCGGAGAAACGGACCAGGAGGCAAAAGAGGAUCAUGAUCGAAAUCUCAGAAGCCUGUUCCAAAGAGCUAGAGCGGUGGGACUGAGAUUCAACCCACGCAAACUCCAAUUCUGUCUUCGGGAAGUGCGAUACAUGGGACAUUUAAUCUCAAACAAUGGAGUCAGAUCUGAUCCGGCGAAGGUGAAAGCAAUUCUGGAGAUGGAGCGGCCGCAAGAUAAAAAAGCAGUGGAACGGUUUCUGGGGAUGGUUAACUACCAUCUUCCAUUCAUACCUCAACUAUCUGAACUCACCGCUCCGUUAAGAGACAUCGUCAAGAAAGAUAACCAGUUCACCUGGAUGUCAAAUCAAGAAGACGCGUUCAUAAAAAUCAAAAAGCGACUCGCUGAAUCACCGACGUUAGCGUACUUCGACGUGAACAAACCGGUCGUAAUCCAAACGGAUAGCUCAGAUCUAGGAGUUGGAGCCGUCAUGCUCCAGGACAACAAGCCGAUAAACUACUUCUCGCAUGCGUUGUCGGAGGCAGAAAAAGGAUACGUGGCCAUGGAAAAAGAAACCCUGGCCAUCGUCGCCUGCUGUCUCCGCUGGGACCACUUACUAUACGGAAAAAAAGACAUCACGAUCGAAACAGAUCACAAGCCUUUAGUUCGGAUAUUCGAGAAACCACUAAAAAAAUGUCCAAAACGUCUACAGCGCAUGCGCUUGGCGCUCCAGAGGUACAAUCUCAAGCUCCGAUACAUUCCGGGAUCCACAAACAUUAUCGCAGAUACGUUGAGCCGUUCGCCCCUACAGGACGCAUCGGGCACAACACCCAAAGAAUCAAUGUACCGAUUAGAACUGAGUACGAUCAAAGUUCACGACGGAACGGAAAUUUCCGACCCAGUCCUGGAAGAAAUUCGACGGCAUACGAAAGAAGACAGCGAAUGCAUGCAGCUCAUACAAAGGAUUCAAAACAACGAGCCCAUCGAUGGGGUUCUUGGUUCGUUCAAAGAUGAUCUUCGUGUCGACCACAGCAUCAUAUUCAUCGGACAAGCUUGUUUCAUUCCGAAGAGCCUGCGGAGAGAUAUGCUUCAGAGAUGCCACAAAUCACAUUUGGGCUUCGAGGCAACCUUUCGGCGAGCUCAGAAUGUGAUAGCGUGGCCAGGACUAAAGAACGACAUCAAGACAAUGGUCGAAGCCUGCCACUCGUGUCAAACUUUCCUCACCAGGCAACCAAGAGAAAAACUCAUCAGCGGGGAGAUCCCCCAACAUCCUUGGGACGUCAUACACCAAGAUCUGUUCGAAUGGCAAGGCCAACAAUACGUGGUCACGGUGGAUGGAUACAGUGAUUAUUUCCACCUUUCAAAACUAGGUCGGACGGCGACAACCAAUCAGGUGCUCGAAGUCACCAAAGGGCUCGUCGCCGCGUAUGGACGUCCGAGGAGACUGAGAACGGACAGCGAUCCCAGGUAUCUAUCAAGCGCAUUCCAAGAUUUCCUAAAACAAUGGAAAAUACAACAUGAAUGCAGUUCGCCGCACUUCCACUCAAGCAACGGCAAAGCAGAAUCAGCAGUCAAAAUAGCGAAGCGAAUGGUCAAGAAAACCGCACUGGAAGGAUCUGAUCUCGAGCUAGCAUUGUUAGAAUGGCGUAACACCCCCCAGAGAGACGGUCUAUCUCCGGCACAAAAGUUUCUGUGUCGAAGAACACGAUCGUUAUUGCCCACGGAACCAGCGGCGCUGUUGCCACGAGUACCGAAAAACGUCAAAGAACACAUAGAGCAACGCAGGAAAGAACAAAAAACCCAUCACGACAAAGGGGCGAUCGAUUUACCUCCGCUUCACGUGGGCGACAGAGUGAGAAUUCAACCGCUCAGUUUUGAGAAAAAAUGGGAGGCGGGAGAGAUCUCCAAGGUUCUAGACAACAGAGCUUACUGCGUCCGUCAGGGUAAUGGCAAUGUAGUAGUUAGAAAUCGGCGUCAUCUCAGGAAAGUUCCGGAACAAGACACCGACACCCAUCAGACGCCAGCUCAGCAAAUCCGAACAAGCCCGUUAACCUUCUGUGUGCCUUUCCCGAGACUUCGUAGACGCAAAACGCUCUAUCGGAACACAAACGCCUCAAUAGAGACAGAAACUCUCAACACCCCGUUGGAAAACACCUCCAUGGCCCGACCAGAAGAAGGUAAUCCAGGAACGGUCGGCAGCUCCAGCGGACCAAUUGGCGAAAAUGACGCUUGCGAAGAUAUGGCUAUGAGUGGCAUCGAAAUCAUGGAUCUCAGCGACGACGAACAAGAGCCAUUGUUAACAGUCGGCCGGAAGAGGGCACGGGAAACCCCGCGGGAAACACCCAUGUCAUCGAAGAAAAUCAAAAAUCGG